This is a messenger RNA of Acanthisitta chloris (rifleman), 234 nucleotides long. Its product is annotated as HD domain-containing protein 2-like. The record is from RefSeq and is a predicted model, not a curated record. NCBI's taxonomy places the organism in Eukaryota, Metazoa, Chordata, Aves, Passeriformes, Acanthisittidae. Gene Ontology annotation, cellular component: cytoplasm. The transcript has 2 exons. The annotation marks the transcript as partial. Gene Ontology annotation, molecular function: 5'-deoxynucleotidase activity.
GAAUAUGAAAACCAGUGUACUCCAGAAGCCAAGUUUGUAAAACAGUUGGAUCAGUGUGAGAUGAUACUACAAGCAUUUGAGUAUGAAGAGUUGGAAAACACACCUGGCAGACUGCAGGAUUUUUAUGAUUCAACUGCUGGGAAGUUUGUUCACCCAGAAAUAGUCAAGCUUGUAUCUCAGAUUAACACAGAAAGGAAUAAAAAAAUAGCUGCUGCAUCUCAGCCACAUUCCUGA